AUCACCGUGGAUGGUGGAGCUUUUUAACCGCGCCCUCGAAGUGACUAAGGUUGUGUUCGGUGGAAAGCUAGACUUUGCCUCUGUGGAUGAAUGCUUUGGCGCUAGAAGUGUGGAAAGUGUGCUCUCGGUAUGGAACUGUAAACAAAAUUUCUGGGGAAAGUUAGCCGGGAAACCGGACGUUGUUUGAUGCUCUGGUAUUUCGGCAUUGACAGCUAUCAGAGUCGCUUGUUUCGACUUGCUUAAAGAGCUGUUCUUCGAGUGGUGAGACGGAAGUUGAAUUCAACGGUUACGUUUUCUGCUUUUACGCCUAAGGCUACAAAAUGCCUGAUCUUAUUUAAUGAAAUUGUAACUUUACAGUAGCGAAAAUCGAGUGUGGCAUAAAUCAAAAUAAAUUUGAAUAUGUCAGCGAAUAUCUAGAAGGUGUUAUUAUAUACAGUCUCUAAUAAUGCAGACGGAUGGCAUAAUUUCUAUACACUAGCACUGAAUAUUUGCUUUCAUAUAAAUUCGACUCAUGAAGAAAGAGAGAGAUAUUUAAAUACACAAGCGUUCGUUGUUAGAGUUAUGAAGUGAUAAAAAUCGUCCUGAUGUGAAAUGAAGUAUGCCGCUUUAUAAUAGUUUCAGGCAAAUAUCUGCAUGACAGCCAUAACUUGGCAUGAUUAUAGUGCAUACAGAAACGCCCGGAACGUAUCUUCUCGUGACUUUACCACCGAACGGCAUUUAUUAAAAGGGACUAUACUCCGUGUGAGCAAUGGAAUUCACGCCUCGUCGAUGCUAAGUGUUGAAACUAAAAGCUUGUCAAGAGGCACCGCAUUAUUGUCUUCAGUGUGAGUGAAGUGGCAAUAAGAGUGGGAGUAUGGAAUCAAAAAGAAAAGCAAAAGUAUAAUUACGAAGUGAAACUGAAUACUUGAAAAAAAGAAUACUCUCAGCUGAAUUCGUGCACCGACCUGUGAAAGUUAAUGGAACCGGGCCGUUUACAAACAAUAGUUCAUAAGCUACAAACGAACGGAAAAUAAAGGAACAAUCCACAUAAAACGGUUACUUCCGUUCGAGUCAGUACACUUUUCGCGGUUACUUAUUUGUCCCCAGCAAACCAUAAUCCGUAAGUGGGCUGUAUGUGUUGUUACGUUUCGGUUCUAGCCUCUCGAGGGGAGUGGAUUCAUUGCAAUCGACCGAAGCCGCUUGUGUAUGGUUCGUUGUUGUCCUCUUCGUCUUUCUGCCAGCGACCGUGACCCAGACCAUCAACAAGGAUUACGCGCGGUAAUGCAGUGGACCGUGUCUUUCGAGAUUUUAUGAGCACAUUUUCGGAUUUCUAAACGAAAGACGCAUAAGAGCCGCACUAAAACACCACAACGACAGCGAAAGCAGAGCUUUCUGUGUCAUCUAUCCGCAGUCGUACCGAGAAGACUGCGGUACUGUGGCUGCAACACGAUAGCAUUCCUGGGAAAAGGAUCGAAAUACCACUACCAUCGCUGCUGGGUAUUAUUCCAUCGCUGCAUCGUUCUGCGGACAAAAGUCGUUGCAUUAGAGAGAAAAAAAAACAAGUGAACCAGAGACCAAAACAACCAUUUUUUCCCCACAACCAGGCGGUAUAAACAACCGAAGAGCAGCAGGAGCCACGCUGUUAGUGCCUGCAGCGCAAUGAAGGGUACUAAUUUCAGAGAGUGGUACUCCCCGCAGGAAACUUGGAAUUCGAGCUAGCAGAAAAACACCAUAAACCGCUCACCUCGCAACGACAACAUCGGUCCUGCACAUGUUCACAGGAUUACCCACGCCGGCCUUUCGAGGACCAAAGCAUAGUUGGACAAGCUAGCAUGGGGCACACUAUCACUGCGGAAAGGAAGUGAGAGGGGCUAACAACGGAAUCAAAGUUAGUUUAGUUCUACGGUUUCUGGUCGGUUCCCUCGGGGAAAAGCCAAAAGCAAACUCGUCGAAAAAUAUGGUUCUACGCGGAAACAUACCAGCGUUAUAUAAUAGUCAAAAAGUGGUUCUACAAAUAACCUUUUUUCUUAGUCACUAUCUGCACCGGGCGAGAGAUGAUACGCGCGACAUGAUGGCUCGAUGAAUUUUUAGGAGCGUGGGUGGAAUUAAGAUUAAAAAUAUGCGAAAAAGUGUUUUCAAAAAACAGGAACACCUAUUGGAAUGAUUUGUGAGUUAUAGCAAGAAGCGUGUAAUUGUGAUGCAAAUUGCUCAGAGUGUACGCGAUUGAUCACAACCAAAAAUGUCCGACAUCAACCGUAACACCCAGGCUUCUUACCUGAAGCACAACGGAAAAAUCGAAUCAGGUUCGAACGCGUCGAGUACGCUGAAACGCAACAAUAGCUAUCAUCAGCGAUUGAAAAAAUCCUACAGCGAGUGUGAAUACGCAACUAGCAACAACAAUGGUCAGCAAUCAGCAACGGCCAGAGCUAGCGCCGAGCCGGCGAAAUGGAAAUCCUCCACACCGGAGCCCCCUCAGCUAGGCUCGAAACCGACAGCCGCUGUGAAACCAGGCGCUUCCAUUGCCACCUCGGGCGAUGAUUUUAAACGUUUUCACAUGCUCCGUAACAGUUACGGUGGUAAAUCCAAUCUAAAUGUAAAUAACCUCAACGAGUCCUCAAUAAAAGCACAAGUUUUGCUUCAUCAGCAACGGCUCAAAGAGUACAGCCGACACGCAGCGGAGCAAAACAACGAUAGCCACUCGACCUGUUCCUCCUCGCAGUCGGACUACCAGCCCCCGCAGCAUUUCCACAAACACCACCAUCGAUACCAUCACCAGCAUCCUCAUCCACAUCUCCGAGCUCAACAGCAGCAUCCGGCAUUAUCGGCAACGGUGGCCGCAACAGCUACGCUAACCCGACCCGGGAAUAAUGGUAGCUUCUCGAUCUUGAAAAACAAGGACGCAAACGGUGCCGGUGCGAGUGCGAAGAACUCGCUCAAGCGUACUAGCGGCGGAUUAAGCACCCUGUCAUUGUGCAGCUGUGAUGCCGAUACAGAGAUAAUACCGAAUCCAUUAAGGCCAUUAUAUCAGUACAGCCUGGAUCGGAAAAAUCCCCGACAGCACACCUACACGUGCGAACAGAACGCUCAGAUUCUGCUGCGGCUCGAAAAGGAUCGGCAGCGAAAGUACGGUUCCUCUGGAAAGCUGAACUACACCUCAUCCACCAAUGACUUAACAACACUGCUGCCAUCAUCAAAUGGAUUGCAAAAAUCGAGCACGACGUUGUCCAUACCGGCGACGGUGGCGACACAGGCCAGCAAUCCUGCCGGACCUACGUCCACGAUUGCGGUAGGAUUGCAAGCCGGAAGUGGCAACAACGAGAGCAACUCUUCGUACGACUAUUCCGGAGUUUAUCCGUCGGAGAACAACUAUCAUAUCGAGAACGAACCGUUUGUGGAGGAUAUGAUACCGCCACCGCCACCACCGUUAAAUCGACGGCCAUCCUACGGCUACAGUUGCAUCCCACAACCGCUGGCUAAUGAAUCCGGCAGUGGAAUCGGCGGACAUCAGCAACAGCAGCAGCAGCAGCAGCAGCCACCACUACUAGGAAGCCUGGCGAAUGAUCUGACUACCACGGUUGCCGGCAACAAUGGCAUCAUUAAUAAUUAUCCUUCAAAUCAGCCGGACUUGUUUAAUUUCGCAUCAAGCAAUGUCGGAAACAACGGUAGCCAGGUCGGUUCGCAGAACCAACAUCCGGCAAACGCUUGCUGCAAUGGAGGCCAUGGCUCGACGCUCAAAUCGACGUUGAAAAAUAAAUCAUCGGCCCGCACACUAACCGCUAAUGCUGAAGCGGCAGCAAACGCCGGUAGCGAUACGGGCAAAGUCAAGGCGAAGCUGAAAAAGAGUGGCUCAAACUUUGACAUUAUGAAUAAUGAAGCAUUCAACGAUGCCCUCAAUACGGAACCCGGCUUAGUCGGGGGUGGAAACGGUAUAAUUCCUGGGAAACAAUUUCCACCGUACUACUUCGAUGAUAACUAUCUAAAUCACGGCCUACAUCAGCACUUCUACUACCAGAAUCCAGACGGCAGCUUUCCCGUUAGUAGUAUAAAGAAUGACACCGAGGGUCAACUGUACCUGUUUCAUCACGAGCCGGCGUCCUACAUCGGGAACUAUGACACACUGAACCUCCCGUCCAAGUACAAUACCAUCGGUCCGGGUGGAGGAACCGCAGGUGGUGGCCACCUGGUUGGUGGCGACUAUAUCGAAAACAGCAGAUAUCAUCACGCCAGCUCGUGCAACCUAAAUCAGUUUAGUACGGCGAAGAGUAAUCUCAUUAGCAGCCAUCAGCAUCACUUCUCGAACUCGAUCAGUAAUUUUAACUUCAACCCGUCGCAGUACUUCGGAACCGGCCUAGAACCACCACCGGGGGCCACCAUCAUCGGCGGUCCCGGUGGGCUCGGCUUGAUGGGAGGCGACGGCUUCACCUCGACCAUCAGCCUCAACGGGGGUACGCCAAACAAGCAGCAGCACGCUUGGAAGCACCGGCAGUGUCCCAGCCGAGGGUCCAGCAGCACCGGAUCCGGAUCGUCAAAAUGGGAUCUUCCAUCGCGCCAGUGGCUAGCUGUUACAUCGAUCCUACUGAUAGCCGGUGCCGCUGGAGUGGCCGUUCCAUUUGCCUUAAAGGUCUCAGUCGGAGCUCCGUUCGAGGAACGGAUCCAGGUCGCCACCCAGCUGCUCGAUACAGUGCCUUUAAUCGACGGUCACAACGAUCUGCCGUGGAACAUUAGGAAGUUCUUACAUAAUCAACUCAAUGAGUUUCGGUUCGAUGACGACUUAAAGCAGGUAUCACCCUGGUCGAAGAGUGCUUGGAGCCAUACAGAUUUGCAAAGACUGAAACGAGGCCGAAUAGCCGCCCAGUUCUGGGCUGCGUACGUACCCUGCGAGGCCCAGCACAAGGACGCGGUGCAGAUCACGCUGGAGCAAAUUGAUGUAAUUAGAAGACUGACGGAACGUUACUCACCGCAUCUGACAGCAUGCACAUCGGUUCACGACAUUGUAGAAGCGCACAAAAACCAUCAAAUGUGUUCACUAAUUGGAGUCGAAGGAGGCCACUCGCUCGGUGGAUCACUGGGGGUCCUGCGGAUUUACUAUGCACUGGGCGUCCGCUAUAUGACGCUAACAUCCACUUGUCACACUCCGUGGGCGGACUCUAGCAACGCGGACGCCCCCAAGUACGAUGUCAGGCACGGCGGUCUAACGACGUACGGCAAGACCGUCAUCCGGGAGAUGAAUCGCCUCGGCAUGAUAGUGGAUCUAUCGAAAUCGUCCGUCGCCACAAUGAAGGACGUGCUGGCGACCUCACAAGCGCCGGUCAUAUUCUCGCACUCGUCAGCCUAUGCCCUGUGCAACUCGAGCCGGAACGUGCAGGAUUCAGUGCUGGAGCUGGUGACGAAGAACCGCGGCUUGGUGAUGGUCAACUUCUACAAUAAAUUUCUCAGCUGCAGCGAAAACGCCUCGGUCCAGGACGCUGUCGCGCACAUAAAUCAUAUCAGACAGAUUGCCGGGAUCGAUCACGUGGGACUCGGAGCCGGAUACGAUGGCAUUAAUUUCACACCGCAAGGGUUGGAGGACGUGAGCAGUUAUCCGAGACUCUUUGCCGAACUGCUCGGCGAUGGCUGGACGGCGGAUGAGCUGGAAAAGGUGGCCGGUCGAAAUCUGCUCCGAGUUCUGGAGGAAGUGGAAAAAGUUCGUGAGAAUCAGCGACUAUCCGGUGUCCGACCGUACGAGGACAUUCCGGUGGCGCUGCGGGCCGACGAACAUUUCAAUUGUACUACCAGCAGUUAAUGAACCGUAGCAGUAGCCGUAGUGUCCCCUCUGCAGUAAACGUUCCUCAAGCGUAACUGUGACUGAACUGAUUUACCGACACGAGCCCGGGAAUGUAGCGCAGACAACCCCCGAAAAAGGCUGCCGCUCCUGGCUCUACUCUAAUAGUAAAUAUGGAAGCAUCGUUUGGGUCGCGUAGCUGAUUUUACCCUGUGGCUUCACCCGCGAGAUUUCCUCCGAAGCGUCAACGCAGCGCAUGUUGACUAGACAAACAUAUCAGGCAUGCGACACAGCAUCGAACAUGCGACUUUCAAAUCCGAAAAAAAAAAACGAGAGAACAGCUUUGUGCGCGCGAUUGUACGAGUGAAUGUAGAGUUCUUCGAAAAGAACGAUAUUUAAAUUAGCGACCGCAGAGUAACUAGUGUGAAUACAUAGCAAUUGACGAGAAAAAAAAAAUAAAUAAAUGUUUUAUGCGUGCCAAAAAAAAACCGAGAGUAGAUUAAAGAAAAAAAAGUCAAAGAAAACUAUACCUAGCGAUCCGUUAAUGUCUGUUGUUCAAAGAAUUCCGUGAUGAUGACUAUAAAAACUUGCGCAGCGCAUUUCGAGUAAUUCACGGAACAUUUCGAAAGAGUAAUCGUAAUGAACACUAAGACAGUGCUGUUAGGAGAUCUCGAACCUGUGACUCUAGAUUAGUUUGAUAGAAAUUACUACAUUUAUAGCUCAAAUUUUGAUCGAAUUGACUGUUGAAUAGCAAAAUUUUGGCAACAAAUAUGUUUACCGAAUCGGUAAGAAACGAAGAGGAAGGAUUAGAUUUUUAAUAAAAUAUAUUCAAUAUUCCAAUAAAGUAUUUACGGACCAUAGACUUAUAAUCUUUAAAUCCACUCAAAUGUUACGUUUAGUUAAAUUUUGUACUAGUAGUUUAUUUGUAAUCGAUAAUGCGUUAUUAAAGAAAUAAAUUAUCGGGAAAUAUCAA
Wyeomyia smithii (pitcher-plant mosquito) is the source of this 6713-nucleotide messenger RNA. RefSeq lists its product as uncharacterized. The record is from RefSeq and is a predicted model, not a curated record. Lineage: Eukaryota; Metazoa; Arthropoda; Insecta; Diptera; Culicidae. The coding region runs from base 2219 to 5761 and encodes 1180 amino acids. Gene Ontology annotation, molecular function: metallodipeptidase activity. Gene Ontology annotation, biological process: proteolysis. The transcript has 14 exons.